AUGGCCUCGAAGCCUACCUCAAGAUGGACUUUUCUACAGCAAGCCGUUGCGUCGGUAGAAUCAAAACUAGACAAUAUUCUGGCUGAAGAGAACGACCCCGUAAGGAGGAGUAGCACGCCGGCGCAGCCUCCUCGGGACACCGCUCCCUCGAAAAGAAUAUCGUCAGAACUCUCACGAAGUAGCAGCAAUGCGUCCGCUUCUAAUGACAGACUCCAAGAACGCCUUGCGCGGGCAAUGGCAAAGAAGAAUGCCAGCCGAGCUGAGAGUUCGUCUGCUGUCAGAGACCAGUCGCAAACCCGAUCAAUACAAGAGGAUCAAACUGCUACACCUUCAGAGCACACGAGUCCGGAGGGCGACUCGAUAGUUGUGCCGCCGCAGGGUGAUCUAACUCCUCAGGAGCCUAAGGAUGGACAAUCUGGACCCCAGGACGAUUCCACAACUUCGGACAAGAAAGAUCCUCAAGGAUCAGAACCCAGUGAACCAGCGUCGGCUCUUCAUGUCCAAGGCGAGGAAGAACCGGCAAGUGACACGGUCAAUCCUACAGCGAAUAACCGGACUUCCUCAGAGAGAGCGUCCCAGGACGCACAAAGAAAAAGCGACAGUAUCCCACUGAGGCCUGAAGAUGAAGAUUCAGAAAGAGCUAAAGAAGAACUGGACACCUACAAUGAAAAGAUCGACUCUCUCCAACGAAAACUGCAAUAUCUGAGCGAAGAAGUCGCGGCCUCGGCCAGACAAGCCGCGGCUUCAGCAAAACAAGAUGCAGCUUCCGCCGACGCGGGUAGCUUGGAGAAAAGACUCGCCGAGAAGGACGAGAAGAUAGCUCUACUGAUUGAAGAAGGAACCAAACUUUCCAAAUCCGAAAUGACCUAUCUGACAGCAGUCAAGAAAUUGAAGGUUCAGCUAGCCGCCAAAAACAAGGAACAAGAGGCUAUCAAAAGCCGUGCUGAAAGGGCAGAGCGUUCCUUGAAGGCCAUGGAAGACCGGGCGUUGAAGGCUGAAGCAGCGAGCAAGAGAACGGAACAGCAACUUUCCGCGAGCUUGGCUGCUGCGAGUGACUUGGCAUCCAUCAAAAAGGAGAGGGACGCUCUCCAAUCUACCUUGGCCGAAAUGAAAACCCAGUUGUCAAGAGCAAAUGCAAGAGCAGAGGCCGCAGAAAGCAAAGCACAGUCAGACCAGCUGGUGAAGGAGCGGAGACGUAUCACUGAGCUGGAGGACGAUCUGGCCAGUGCCAGAGUGGAGAAGGAGAUAUCGGAAGACAAGUUGCGAAGGGAGAUCACAGAGCUGCAGGCCGCCCUAGAAAAGGAGAAACAGCAAGCUCGCGCCAUGGAGAGCGAAAUGCUAAGCGAGCAAGCAGCACUAGAAAGCAAGUUGGAGGCUUUCCGCGUCAGAGCGGAAGAAGCAGCGUCUCUGGACCAGGGCCAGGUGCAGGCCAAACUACUCCGACAAAUUGAGACACUCCAGAGCCAGUAUGCCUCUGCGAGUCAAAAUUGGCAAGGUAUUGAAAGUACCCUGCUCGGUAGGAUCACCAAUCUGGAGAAGGAACGGGAUGAAGUUGCAGCCAGGGAUGCGGAUCUGCGGAAAAAACUGCGUGACACCACCCAGAGACUCAAAGGUGCCGAACGAGAACUAGAAAGCAUACAGGUCAAGUAUGCAGACAUGGAAAAGAGUCUGGCCGAAGUCCACGAAGAAACCGAGAGGUUAAGUCGCAAGGCGCGUCAACUCGAAGAGGACCUGUCCAAUUCGUUGAAAGAACUCGAGGAACAGAAAGCAAAUGCAGCCAGAGAGCUGCAACGUAAAAUCGAUGAAGAGAAGGCGAAAUGGACGACUGCUCUGCACAUCCAGCGCACCGAGUCACCAGGGACGUCGGUCCGCAAAACUUCCACCAUGGGAAUGGGUUUUGACAUGAACCAUUUGAUGAGCCCUGUGUACGAGCGACCCAGCAGUCGAAGAUCUUCGAUCAUGCCACUGUUCGACUCGAACACGCCGCCGCGACAGCAAUCGACCACUUCUAUCAAAGGUCUUGCGAACUUGAAUGGGCCCACGGCAGAAACGCCGUCUGUGGUCACUUCAAUGGACCAAGACGAAUACUUUGCCAAUGUGCCUCCGACCCCGUUAUCGGUUAGUCACCACUCUCAUCGUGGCGGGGUCAACGACCUCAUCUCCGCGUCCACUGUCGGAGCCGGUCCUUCGGUUCAACUUGUGGAGCGAAUGUCCGCCAAUGUCCGUAGACUGGAGACCGAGAAAGCCGCGUCCAAGGACGAGUUGCUUCGAUUGACUACCCAACGUGAUGAGGCGAGAAAGGAGGUGGUGAAUCUCAUGCGUGAAGUCGAGGAGAAGCGGAGAAUAGAAGCUCGAUUAAAGACCUUGGAGACGGAAUAUCAGAGUCUGAAUGAGAGGCAUCAGACGACCCUGGAACUGCUUGGUGAGAAGAGUGAGCAGGUCGAGGAGCUCAAGGCAGACAUCCUCGAUGUGAAACAGAUGUAUAGGCAGUUGGCAGAUACCAUGAAAUAG
Messenger RNA from Exophiala dermatitidis NIH/UT8656, 2511 nucleotides. RefSeq lists its product as uncharacterized. NCBI's taxonomy places the organism in Eukaryota, Fungi, Ascomycota, Eurotiomycetes, Chaetothyriales, Herpotrichiellaceae. The transcript has 2 exons. Bases 1 to 2511 code for a protein of 836 amino acids. Gene Ontology annotation, cellular component: endoplasmic reticulum; Golgi apparatus. The record is from RefSeq and is a predicted model, not a curated record.